UGGUGAGUGUAUUAUGUUUAAUCUUCAUCCGCCACCCCCGCUCAGGCCGUCGUAAGCCGUCAACCGAACUCUUAAACGGUCUUAAAUAUUGAUCAACAAGUUUAAAAGUUUUGCAUUCAUCUUUCGCCGAUCGUCCGAACCGCAGGUCGACCGGUACUGAACGGUGCAUAAUGGAAAAAGUUUAAUCUGUUCGAUAGAUGGUUUGAGUUGUUAACAAUCGGUGUGCUUGUCUUGCUUGGUGACAAAAUUGGAUUAUUUUUUAAUGAACAUGGCGUGCGCAGUUAUAAGAAGAAAGACAAUCAGAACAGUACUAAUUUGGUGUUUGCUGGAGUUGGCGAUUCAAUGUGUGCAUUGUGAUGGGGAAGACUUUCAAAUGAUUAACCAGUAUGAAGAGCUGGAGAAGAAUGAAAACUAUUCACGCGUCAGUUGGUAUGUUGCCAGUGAACGAAGUUCUGUGGAAUGUGGAGGAGUCUUCAAAAAACUGCAAAAUGAGGUUAUGUCCCCUGGAUAUCCGGAUCGAUACGGAGAAGAACUGCGAUGUGAGUACACAUUUAAGUCACCGUUCGUGUGCAGCAGUCAGUACCACUUUCAGUUCUUGGAUUUUGCUUUGGAACCCUCGAGAAAUUGCUAUAAAGAUCGUUUAGUGAUCGGAGAUGAAGAAAUCCUGUGCGGGACCGUUCUGGGGUCGAAAACGUAUAAUUCAACUGACGGAGUCCUGAGGAUCAAGUUUGUGACAGAUGGGUGGGGAAGUGACAGAGGGUUUCGGCUGGUUGUUACAAGGCAGCCAUGUGAAGAUAAUGAAGCCACAGAUUCCUCAACGAGUUAUACCGUUUACACUACGAUUCAAGUAGCUGAGGAAACAACGGAGCCAACAGUCUCUGAAGAAGAUGAGUCACCUACAAACAAUAGAACGUUUUCAGUAAGCAGUCGUCAGGAUAUUCCACCUGACUUCAACCCAGGUAGUAAUGGCUAUCUACCACCAUCUGGAAAUACUGCUCCUCCUUAUUACCCACCAGCGAAUGUUUGUCCUCCUGCUUGUAAUCCGUACCCAAAUUGUUAUCCGUAUAAUCCAGGCUCUAACUAUCCCUCAUAUCCACCUUAUACACCUCCUGUUCCUGUCCCAAUAACUCCUAGUUAUCCAAAUUAUCCAGGUAACAACUAUCCUGUAUACCCAUCAUACCCAAGUAGCCCCACUCCAGUUCCUCCAAAUUAUCCCAACAACUAUCCAGUCAACCCUACAUAUCCUGGAGCUAGUACACCAAUAUAUCCCAAUCCUAACUGCCAAUACACUCCAUGCACUGGAGUCAAUCCAACCAAUCCUACCUAUCCCAGUUAUCCAAACUAUCCUCCCAACAGCGGGGGCGGUACAAACUCAAUUGGUGGUGCACCCCCAGGAUACCAACCCAAUAUUGUAGAUCCUGAAAUUGAGCUAGCAGAAAAUACUUCCUCCAGUAAACCACAGCGCCAGGAUAUCCCAGUCCCACCUUUCCUACCGCCAGUCCUACCGGGACUCCCCCAAUGCUGCCGUAACGUGUUCAACCAGAAGCGCUUCUAUCUGGUCAGUCCCAACUUCCCUAGCCAAGAAACGUACAACAGGGAUUGUGCCUAUCAGGUCUACCGAUUUUCACCCAACACUUGCCGACUGAUCAUCACCUUCAAAUACUUCCUGCUCGGCGAUGAUCGACUGAACUGCGCCGACGCUUUCCUAGAAAUUGACGGCCGUCGCAUCUGCGGUUGUCGGUCCGGAAUGGUCUACACCACGCAGUGGAGCAACUUCCCUAAAAUCAUCCGAGUCCGAACAAUUCGCAAUCGGUUCCCGAACGUACAAGGCUUCGUCCUGGACGUCUACCAAGAGAGUUGUCCCUACCGAUAUGUCCGGAGUCAACCUGCGCUACAGGAUCGUUCCGAUAACUUCCAAACCCAGCAACUGGCUCCGUUGAACGUCACAACCGUCCAGACGAACUCCAGCACGACCUACAGCUACUACUUCUAUAAUAUGGAUCAACCGGCAAAAUUGGGCGAAACUAGAACAGCGGUGGUCGUCACCAAUCCGGAGGGACCUUCGUCCAAGUUCUUCUACCCGUCUACCGUUCAACCAUAUGGCGCAUGCCAGUUCAACGCUCUCGAUUGGCUCAGGUUGAAGGUGGAAUCGCUUUGGGUGGCGAAACCUCGCUGCUAUUAGGUUUAUGACAGUAAUGUAAUUGAAUACUUCACCGAAAGUUUAUAAGUGAGUGUACAUAUAGAUAAUAAACGUAAUCUAGUCUUCGUACCCGAAUGCAUUUAAA
Messenger RNA from Aedes albopictus (Asian tiger mosquito), 2285 nucleotides. RefSeq lists its product as uncharacterized. The record is from RefSeq and is a predicted model, not a curated record. The transcript has a single exon. Lineage: Eukaryota; Metazoa; Arthropoda; Insecta; Diptera; Culicidae. The coding region runs from base 263 to 2182 and encodes 639 amino acids.